Molecule: messenger RNA, 609 nt
Organism: Lactuca saligna
Lineage: Eukaryota; Viridiplantae; Streptophyta; Magnoliopsida; Asterales; Asteraceae
Source: the annotation of a GenBank genome assembly
AUGUUUACUCAGAAAAGGAAGGGUUUGAAGUGGAACUUGGAGAUUUGUCCCUCAAUUAGAAGGAAGAUUGAGGACAUGAAGAAAAUACAAAGGUUUUGGGGAGUAAUUCCAAGUGAUUUUCGUCAAUAUGAGAGUAGGUGGUUGAAUGAGGUUUAUGCAAUUGACUUACAUAAAAGAACCUGUGGAUGCAAAUCAUGGCAGCUGACAAGUCAUAACAAGAGGAAAUGUCCUCUCAAUCAGGUUAAUGCAGUAGAUGAUUUAGAUGUCUUUGAUUACCGUGAGCUAUUUGAGGGUGAGGGACAGGGUCAAGGACAGGGACAGGGACAAGGCCAUGGGGUUGCUGAGGAUGUUGGAGUUGAUUUAGAGGAGGAGGUUGGAGGUGAUUCAGAGGAAGAAGUUGGAGGUGAUUCAGAGGAGGAUUUAGAGGUGGAUGAUGAACAAGUGGUUAAUGAACAAGUGGUGAAUCCUGGAAAUCAACAUGUGGUUGCUCCAACUUUGAAAAGGAGAAAGUGUGGUCCUUCUCAGAGGAACACAAAACUUAGGUUGAGGAGGAAAAGGGUGACCAAGGAUGAUACAGGGGGAAGUCUUGAAAAUCCUCUCAUACUCUAG